CGCGACCGGAAGCGGAAGUGAGUGCGCUGGUAAUCAUGGUGCCGCUGGGGUGGGGAAGGAGGUGCUGCCGCUGCCGGGAGCUCGAUGGGUUGUUACGGUCCCACUUCAGGAUACCGCAGUGAGCGGCGGUGAGCCAUGGGGGAAAACAGUCCCGAAGGCAACGUUAUCUACUAUGAAGUGGACGAUGACGAAUUAACCCAAGAUGACAAUAUGAUGAGGUUUGCUGAUAAAAACGGACUGGUUUCUUCAUCGUCCGGGACGGUCUAUGACAGGACAACUGUUCUCAUAGAGCAAGACAGCGUGCUGGAAGAUGAUGAGGAUGAAGGACAAUGUGGUGAUCACUUGCCUUUUUUACCGGAGGGUCAUGAAGAAGGAUUUCAUUUAAUAGCAGAUCAUGAAGGAAUGUCCCAGGGUUAUGUGCAACAUAUUAUUUCUCCAGAUCAGAUUCACCUAACAAUAAAUCCUGGUUCAACUCCUAUGCCAAGAAACAUUGAAGGCGCAACACUCACUCUGCAGUCUGAAUGCCCAGAAACCAAGCUUAAAGAAGUUAAGAGAUACCAGUGCACUUUUGAGGGCUGUCCACGAACCUAUAGCACUGCUGGAAACCUGCGCACUCACCAAAAGACACAUCGUGGGGAAUACACUUUUGUCUGCAAUCAAGAAGGCUGUGGCAAAGCCUUUCUUACCUCUUACAGCCUCAAAAUCCACGUUCGAGUGCACACAAAGGAGAAGCCGUUUGAAUGUGAUGUGCAGGGCUGUGAAAAGGCAUUCAAUACACUGUACAGGUUGAAAGCACAUCAGAGACUUCACACAGGGAAAACAUUUAACUGUGAAUCAGAAGGCUGCAGUAAAUACUUCACAACACACAGUGACCUGAGGAAGCACAUUCGAACACACACAGGAGAAAAGCCAUUUCGGUGUGAACAUGACGGCUGUGGAAAGGCUUUUGCUGCAAGCCACCACCUCAAAACACAUGUUAGGACACAUACUGGGGAGAAGCCCUUCUUCUGUCCCAGCAAUGGCUGUGAGAAGACUUUCAGUACACAGUAUAGUCUCAAAAGUCACAUGAAAGGCCAUGAGAAAGGACAUACCUACAAUGCACUUCCCAAUAACAACGUGUCUGAGGAUACAAGCCACUCGCUUUGUCUGAGUGACUUAAGCCUCAUAUCAACAGAUUCAGAGCUGCGGGAGAACUCGAAUCUAACACACGGACAAGAUCUUAGCACAAUCUCACCAGCAAGCAUCUUUGAGUCUAUGUUUCAGAGCACAGAUCACACCACAAAUCAGGAAGACUCCAAGCAGACAGCUGCCUUGAUUGAAGCUUUUAAUGGUCAUGCAGACUCAGUCACUGCUGUUCCGCCUUCUGCAGGAGAUUCAGCGUCGUUGUCACUUCCACUUGUACUGCAGCUUGGCAUCUCUGAGCCUUCACAUUCAGCACUACAAGCCUCAGCAGCACCUGCUGCUCCCUCCUCCAUAGGAACCAGCUCACAGCAAGCUGCAUUUGGAAAUCCUGCAACUGUUUUACAAUCCCCAGAAGUGCCUGUACCUCACAGCACACAGUUUGCAGCCAGUCACCAAGACUUCCUGCAGCACACUCAGACACCACCGCAGCCCAUUGUACAAGGACUUUCAGUGGUUGCUGGGGCACCUGCCCCAACAGCAUCAAGUGCCACUGAGCCCCUGCCAGCUGUAGUUCAGACUGUGCCUGUUGGUGCGAACUCUGUUCUGACCAGCAAUCCAACCAUAACAAUUACUCCUUCUCAGAGCGCCGCCAUUCUGCAGUCCAGCAUCGUCAUGGGAGAGCAAAACUUGCAAUGGAUAUUAAAUGGUGCCACUGGUUCUCCACAAAGCCAAGAACAAAUGCCACAAGUUCCAAAAGUAGUAGAAAAGGUCUUUUUUACCACUGCAUUACCAGUAGCUGGCAACACAGGUAACCCUGUUCAGCAGAUCGGUCUCAGCGUUCCUGUCAUUAUUAUAAAGCAGGAGGAAGCCUGCCAGUGUCAGUGUGCCUGCCGAGACUCUGCCAAGGACAAAGUCACCAUUAAGAAGGAGAAUUCCUCACCUGAACCGAAAGCUUCGGAGCAGCCAGCUCCCCAGCUGCAGCCUCAGACCUUUCCUUCUUCUUCCUCUUCCCCUUCUCCCUCACGUGGGCAGAGCAGUCAAAUAGUUAACCCUUCAGACUUACAGACUGAAACAUUAAGUGCCAUGGAUGUAUCGGACUUCCUGUCCCUCCAAAGUCCUGAAACCCCAUCUAAUAUAAUUCCAAUCGAAGCACUACUGCAGGGUGAGGAAGAAAUUGGUCUGAAUAGCAACUUCUCUAAAUGAAGAUGUUCUGGAUUUUCUUUUGCACCUGGAGGGUAAAACCUUCCUCUUAGAAGCAGAAACUGAAGGAUCGAUUCUUUUUUUUUUUUCCUUCCUCUUUGGAAGUUUUGUGGCUUAUUUCUGCUUCCCAGAUGUCAUCUUAGUCACGUCCCAGGUACAUCCAUCUUUAAGAAUCUAUCUAAAAAUAGAAAAGGCAAAAAAAAAAAAAAAAAAAGAAAAAAAAGCUAAGUUAUAUAUGAACUGUUUUGGCUGCACUGUCUGUCACUUUUGCUUGUCAUAUGUGAACACGGAAGUUAAGGUUACUCGUGUGCAAAAA
Molecule: messenger RNA, 2638 nt
Organism: Centrocercus urophasianus (Greater sage-grouse)
Lineage: Eukaryota; Metazoa; Chordata; Aves; Galliformes; Phasianidae
Gene: MTF1
Product: metal regulatory transcription factor 1
Exons: 11
Coding region: 136-2325 (729 amino acids)
Biological process (GO): central nervous system development; positive regulation of transcription by RNA polymerase II
Cellular component (GO): nucleus
Molecular function (GO): RNA polymerase II cis-regulatory region sequence-specific DNA binding; DNA-binding transcription activator activity, RNA polymerase II-specific
Source: RefSeq, a predicted model, not a curated record